AUGAAAUAUAAUAGACCCACUAACUAGUAGCUAUUAACUAUAUAGGUAGGUGUUUAGGCGGCGUAGAACUGCCGAGUCCGCACUCCCACAGCUCUCCAUUUUAUAACUCAAAAUACACGAAGAUGAUUCGAUAAUAAUUGUUUUCAUUCGUAUCGUGAGGCCGUGAGGGUCACGUUUAUUUGAUAAGCUUCAAAUUUCAAUAUCAUAGGUCCGUCUCAGACUUCAAACCAGCGUUUCACAAUGAAGUAUUACAAAAUCGAAAUUAACAAGACCGAAUGGGAAGUACCCGAUAGGUAUCAAAUGCUCACUCCCGUUGGUCUUGGUGCCUACGGCCAAGUUUGCUCAGCUGUUGACAAUCAGACGGGGCUGAAAGUUGCUAUCAAAAAACUUGCCAGACCAUUUCAGUCAGCGGUUCAUGCUAAACGUACCUAUCGAGAGCUUCGCAUGUUAAAACACAUGAACCAUGAAAAUGUGAUUGGAUUAUUAGACGUGUUCACACCUGCAAAUACUAUGAAUAAUUUUAAUCAAUUAUAUAUGGUCACCCAUUUAAUGGGAGCUGACUUAAAUAAUAUCAUACGUACACAAAAAUUAUCUGAUGAUCAUGUUCAAUUUCUUGUUUACCAAAUUUUACGAGGUUUGAAGUACAUCCAUUCUGCUGGAAUAAUCCAUAGAGAUUUAAAACCAUCAAAUAUUGGUGUAAAUGAAGAUUGUGAGCUAAAAAUAUUAGAUUUUGGAUUAGCAAGACCAACUGAAAGUGAAAUGACUGGAUAUGUGGCUACCAGAUGGUACAGAGCACCUGAGAUUAUGUUAAACUGGAUGCAUUACAAUCAGACAGUUGAUAUUUGGUCAGUAGGCUGCAUUAUGGCUGAACUUUUGACAGGAAGGACAUUAUUUCCUGGCACAGAUCAUGUGGAUCAAUUAACACGUUUAUUAGUUUUGAGUGGAACGCCGUCCGAUGAAUAUUUAAAUAAAAUUAAAAGCUCGGAGGCAAAAAAAUAUAUACAGUCUUUACCGGUAAUGCCGAAAAAAGAUUUUGGUGAAGUAUUCAAAGGAGCUAAUCCAUUAGCAAUUAAACUGUUAGAAGAAAUGUUGGAAUUGGACGCUGAUAAAAGAAUGACUGCUGAAAAAGCACUUGCACAUCCAUACCUGGCGCAAUAUGCUGAUCCAUCUGACGAACCAAAUUCACCUCCAUAUGAUCAAAGCUUUGAAGAUAUGGAAUUAAAUGUAGAAAAAUGGAAAGAACUUGUCUGGGAAGAAGUUGUAAGUUAUGUUCCAUCCACACAAUUAGAAUCACCAUAAGUUAGUUCAACACAAUUUCGAUGUCUUGUGUAAUUAUUUUUGCAGACUAUUGUAAGAAGAAUGCUCAGCUUCAUUAAAGUUUUAUUAAUGUUUAUAAUUACAUUUAUAGCUUAAUAUUUUGAUUAUCGUUACUGUUAAAUAAAUUCUUAUGAAUUUAAUUAAGAUAAUUUAGUAUGUAAUUAUUUACCAUUAAUUUUAUUUUAUAUAUAAAAUAUUUUCUAACAUAUUUUUUAACACAUAUUGUUUUAUUCUAUGCAAUAAUUAUAUUUUUGUUUUGUUUUUUAAAUAAUACAUGUUUUUUAUUUCACAUUAUUUUGUUAAAUAUAUUUAAGUACACUUUA
Molecule: messenger RNA, 1640 nt
Organism: Acyrthosiphon pisum (pea aphid)
Lineage: Eukaryota; Metazoa; Arthropoda; Insecta; Hemiptera; Aphididae
Product: mitogen-activated protein kinase p38b
Exons: 11
Coding region: 241-1299 (352 amino acids)
Biological process (GO): protein phosphorylation
Molecular function (GO): MAP kinase activity; ATP binding
Source: RefSeq, a predicted model, not a curated record